Molecule: messenger RNA, 1232 nt
Organism: Vairimorpha ceranae
Lineage: Eukaryota; Fungi; Microsporidia; Nosematidae
Exons: 1
Source: RefSeq, a predicted model, not a curated record
AUGUUUAGUUUCUUUUACUUUUUAUCAGGUAUAUAUACUUCGACAAAUUAUGGAACAAUCAGUGCGACAGAAUCUGUUGCAAGUAAUAUGAAUGAUAUUUAUAACGCAAAUUCGAAAAGACAGUGCAACCAAAUUUCAAAUAACAAGAAUAUCAAAAAUCAAUUUCUGGAACAAGAAAAUUUUGAACCAGGAGAAAUUAUUGAAAGUGCUUUGGGUUCAAAAGAAGAGUUGCGAUAUAAAAAUGCACCAAGCUCUGCUUCUGAUAAUCUUAUUUUUGAUAUAAUGGAUUCUCGGUGUUUUAAAGAUAUAAAUGAUGAAACUUUUGGUAAUCCAGCUUGUAAAAAAACUAAAUUAGACGAUAAUAGUAGAUGUAUAAUUUUUGAAAAUGCAAGGCAUUCGGAAGAAACUUUUCAAAAUAAUCCAAGUAUAUACAAUAAUUAUUCAUCUAACGGUUCUGGAUCCCACAAACAAUAUGAUGAAGUUCUAAGCUCUGGUAAAGAUAUUAAUGACCAAGAUAAAAAUCAAAAUGAUAAUAUUAGAUGUGAAGAGAUUAUACCAUAUACAGAUAAAAAAGACUUACUAAAUAAGUUUUAUAUUAUUUAUCUUAAAAAAUUUAAUGGAUAUCUGAUUUCUAAAAAAAGAUUAAAUUACAAUCUUAUAUUUCAAAAUGAAACAGUAAAAUCUAAUAAUCAACAAUCGACAAAUUUAGAUUUAUUUAUAAAUUUUUCUAAAGAGGUUCUAUACCGCUUAAAAUCUGCAUUUGACGAAGCCAAAAAUGAGCAAAUUUCAAUUUCGACAAAAGUUUUCGUUUCUAAGAAAAACAACGAAAGGUUUAUAGCUAGGCUAAAAAAAAGUAAACACCUUUUUCAUAAAAGAAAAUUAAUUUUAAACAGAAGUAUUGAACGUCAAAUAAAAAAGAUAGAAAACAAUUCUUUCUUUAAAAGACCUUCGUAUGAGUCUAUAAAAAAAUUAAUAGUAGAAUGCAGUAUGUUUAUAAAAGAAGUGAUAAAAUAUUUCUUGUCUGUUGAUUUCAAUGUUAACCCUAAUUCGAACAAUAUAAACUAUAUUUAUAACAAGUGUAAGGAUAUCUCACAAAGAUAUUCAAAAAUUUCACGAAUUGUAAAACUUGAAUGUAUUGUUGUAAUUAUGAAAAUAUCUUUUGAAAGAUUAGAGGGCUCUCAAAUUUUUUGGGAGAAGAAAAAAAAACUAUUUUUUUUAUUUUUUAAGUCUGU